This is a messenger RNA of Aspergillus sclerotioniger CBS 115572, 2088 nucleotides long. RefSeq names its product Ytp1 family protein. The transcript has 5 exons. The record is from RefSeq and is a predicted model, not a curated record. Lineage: Eukaryota; Fungi; Ascomycota; Eurotiomycetes; Eurotiales; Aspergillaceae. The coding region runs from base 251 to 1750 and encodes 499 amino acids.
UUUUUUUUUCUCUAUCUUUGUCAUGAAACUUUCUCCUCUGCUUGAAUAAUGAAUGUUGUUGUGGUUUUGCCAUACAAAAGCCGCCGACCAAUCCGAUUCGUCCGAUUCCCCCCGACCUUGUCUUUCUCCCUUAAUAAUAAUAAUUCCACCUCCACCUCAUCAUCGUUCAUCCGUCUGACUCCCUCCAUUCGCUUUGCUUCCCUCUUCAUCCUUUCCCUCCGCGUGAAAGGAGAAGACGAUCACCGCGACAAUGAGCCGAUUCGGUCUCCAAGGGUUGCUGGCAGCCCUGCUGCUGGCCUCCCCCGCGCUGGCCCACGGCGGCCACGAGAGCGUCCCCGAAGGUGCCGCCGUCUCCGAUGAUCCAAUUGACUCAACAUUAUGGGUGCACAUGAUUCUGAUGGGAUUUGCCUUUGGCCUCAUCUUCCCCUUGGGCAUGGUCCUCGGAAUUGUGCGCUCGCGCUGGCACGUCCCUCUCCAGAUCGUCGGAACCAUCGUCGCAGUAGUCGCAUACUUUCUCGGCCAUGCUCACAAAGGCCGCCAAUUCUCGAAGAACGUCCACGCGUCGUUCGCAAACACCCUCAUGCUCAUGAUGGUCGUGCAGAUUGUUCUCGGUUUCUAUCUCAAGUUGCACCUCUCCAAAGGAAUCCAUGGCCGUAUCCGCCGGGUGAUCGUGAUCGCGCACGGAGUUGUCGGAAAGGCGAUGCCAGUGGCGAGUUGGGUCCAAAUGCUCUUCGGAGGAAUCACCGCCAUGGGCUUCUGUCGGGAUGACCACUUGGGACAGUGUCUGGCUCAUUUCAUCAUGGGCAGCGCUUUCAUCGCCUAUGGUAUUCUGCUGACAAUCCUGCUCCUUGUUGGCCAGUACUGGCUGCGUCGCACUGGCCGCAGCCAGGAGUUCUUCGACUCGUUGAUCAUUGCUGCGUGGGGAUGUGUCAACACCUUCACAGAACACCGCUGGGGAGGUCCUUGGGUCCACAACGACUUGCAGCACACCACUAUGGGCAUUGUCUGGUGGUGCGCUGGUCUUUUGGGUAUUUGGAUGAGCCGGCGGCGCAACGGCCGGCCCAAGCGGAACUUAAUCCCAGCCUUGGUCAUCCUCCUCACCGGUUAUGCUAUGUCUGCCCACCCGCAGACCCUGAUGAUCAGCACUAUGAUCCACACUAUCUUCGGCUACACGUUGAUGGCCGCUGGUAUCACGAGAAUCAUUGAGAUCUCCUUCGUGCUGCGGGACAAGGGCACCCUCAGUGUGGACGGUACUGAUCCCAACAGUUUCCAAUAUCUCCCACCCUUCCUUCUGUACGCCUCGGGAUUCCUUUUCAUGGGAGCCACAGAGGAGCAGAUGCAACUCCUGAGUGACGCCGGAAUAACCCAUGUAUCAUACGUCUUGAUCCUUUACAGCAUUGCCUUCAUCCUCUUCCUGUUCGUCAACGUGCUCCUGCACAUCUACGCCGUCCACGCAUGGCCCGAAUCCACCCAAGCCCCCUCCCACUCGCGCUCCUCAAGCACUGCAGACACCGGCGAGGGCUCCUCCCACUACCGACAGGCCGCCAAUGGUCGUCUUGUGAACGGUCAUGCCCGUUCCGCAUCGGAGAUCCAACAUGUCCACGACGCCGAAGAAUUCGAACUCCAAGGCCUCAUCUCCGACGAAGACGACGCCAAACCCCUCGGCGACGACGGUCACCCCAUGGGUCCUCAAAAAGUCGAAGAUGAAGAAAACGCCCCCUUAGUUGCUAAGGAAACGUCAACGCGUUAGUCCCUAUUCAGGGAGCUAUACCGUUACUCAUCGUUCUACAUUCUUUCUCUUUUCUCUCUCAAUUAUAUUCUAUCUCUACGGAGUAUAUCCCGCUCUAUACAUAUCUAGUUCGUAUCUUCUUUAAGCUUCUUCUGGUUCCGGGUGUGUUUGAUUUGAUGUGAUAAAAAAAAUCGGUUGCAUCUGUACAUGUGCAUAGCUCCAUUUCAUAUAAAUUGAUUUUAUCUUUCUUUACCUACACGCCCACUCCCCUUUUCUAAGGGUAUUUCUUUAUUCUUGCGUAUGGAUCAGGAGGAAAGGAGGGGUAUGGUUGAAUGAGAUAUAACGCUAUCAGAAUCAAU